AUGUUGGAGCUGGCAGACUUGCCCCUGCAGAAGGGCUCUGUGGAGCUCCUCAAGCAGAGAUGGGAGUCCACCAAUGCUGCAAGACCUGGCUCCAUGCUCCCAUGCUCGCCAGCCCCACGGUUCCUGGUGCCGGAGAAGAUCAGCUGCAGCAGCACUGUGAAGAAAGUGCCGGCAGACAGCAGGAGGGUGGAUGUGUUCAAGGAGGAGACCCUAGGUGGCCCUCAGCAGAUCAAGCACUUCCCCGUCACUGUGGAGGAGCUGCGGAGCCACUUUGAGGCCCUGGGUGGCAAGAAGGAAACAGAAAGUGAGAGAAGUUCACUUUCAUCUACAUUGAAGAGGCAGCCUGGGAGCCAUUCUGUCAUUCCUCUGACAGAGUCUAGUGUGAAAAGAGGGAAAGCAAUCUUUGAAAAGAUGUCAUCAGAAAAUGGCCAUAGCAACAUCUCUGAAGUGGGUUCUCGCAAACCUGUAAGAGGACUACCUAAAGAGAGCACUCCUAGGGCUGAUAACACACCGCUGGAUUUCCGGGAGACUGUCUCCUUAAAAGAAAGAAUGGCUAUGUACAAGGCUGCUGUGUCUGAGAUAGAGGGUAGCAACUCCUUUCCUCACACUUCAGAGAAAACCAAGUUCUGUACUGUGCCUGGUGGCCUGGCAGCAGUGAGGAAACAAUUUGAGAUAGUGCAGAUGACCUCUUCACAAAAGACCUUUGCUCAGUACCAGCACCAGCACAAAUUUGUACAGGAAAUGUCAUGUAGCAAUCAGCUCACAGUAUCAAGCAGCACCAGAGAAGCUGAAUGCAAUGAAAUGACCUCCAAAGAAAGUCAAAUGGAAGCCUCUCAAACACAAGAGGUUUCUCAUCACGAGCAAGUUACUCAUGAGAUAAAAAUGGCUUCUACAUUCACUCAGCACAGGGAUGAAACAGUAAUCAAUGCAGCUCAGAAUGAAGAGCUACCAAAAACUGUAAUGCAGAUUUUAAAACAGCAGAUUGAAAGGACACCUCAGGAAAAGGCUCUUCACUCUGACAGAGAUACCGCAACACCUGCAAAAGAAGUAAAGAAACUGCAGAUUCAGGAAAAUGAAACGUGCAGACUCUGUCAACAGAGAGUUUACCCAAUGGAAUGCCUAGUUGCCGACAAACAGAAUUUUCAUAAAUCAUGUUUCCGAUGUCACCACUGUGGCAGUCAAUUAAGCUUGGGAAAUUAUGCAUCUCUCCAUGGAAAAAUAUAUUGUAAACCCCAUUUUAAGCAACUUUUCAAAUCAAAAGGAAAUUAUGAUGAAGGUUUUGGACACAAACAGCAUAAAGAAUUAUGGAAUUCUAAAGAUCAAGGUAGCUCAGUUAGCAGUAUCCAUGCUGAAGAAACAAACCCCAUUAGUAGUAUACCUGUUGAUCCUAAACCAAUUACAGAAAUUGAUCAAGACUUGUACCCAGGUACUGAAGGUAUUCAUCCUGAUAUUUUGGAUAACAAUUUGAAAAAAUCCACAGAAAGAGGUAAAUUAAAGAUGACAUGGCCUCCUUCAACAGAUGAUGCAACACCUAAGAAAACAUUUUCUAUUGAAGAAAUGGCUAAAGUAAAUAAGCCAAAGUGGCCCCCAGAAGGUUUUGCUCAAGACGAUUCUAGUUUACAUACAAAUAAAUCUCUGGGCAAUAAAAAGGAUUCUCAGAAAAAAAAUGUUGUGAGAGAGCAAAAUAAAAAUGACACUGCAAAUGCACAACAAAAUCAGCACUCAUGCUUUAGCUCUCUGUCUGAAAAAGAAGCUACAAAUAUCUGUAAAGCAAAGAAAAAUGAAGCAGGCAAUAAAGGAAAAGAUGAGGAAGCUGGGAACGUGCAAGAUAAGCUGAAUAAAACAGAAGGGUCACAAAACAAGGAGGAAAGCAGAAAGGAUACUAAUGAAGGCGAUAAUGUGAUCAUGCAUAGUGCUGGGAAGGAGCGAGAGAAAAAAAUUAAUGAAACUGAUGAUUCAGAAGUUGUACAGGUUACUAACAUUGAUGAUGUAACAGCGCAAAAGAAUCACAAAGAAUUCAGCUUGAAUAACAAUAACAGUAACAAUUAUGCCACUUUUUCACAUCUAAACAUUUGUAGGCAGGAAAAAACUCUCUCAACUACAUCUAAGCCAAUGACAGCAUUAAGCCAUGCAAUUUGCACUGUAUCACAGGAUGCCUUUGCAAAGCUGGAAAAUGGGUGUAGAAAUGAAGAUAUUGGAGAUGUAUGA
Messenger RNA from Balearica regulorum gibbericeps (East African grey crowned-crane), 2208 nucleotides. It is a transcript of the gene XIRP2, whose product is annotated as xin actin binding repeat containing 2. The record is from RefSeq and is a predicted model, not a curated record. NCBI's taxonomy places the organism in Eukaryota, Metazoa, Chordata, Aves, Gruiformes, Gruidae.